AUGUCAUCGAAAAAUGAAGAAUUAAUUAAUACAAAUGGUAGUGGUCUUAAACGACACCAUUCAAUCGAAGAUCUUGAAUCUGUUAAAGAAGCCAAAACAGAUAAAACAUCAGAAGAAAAACGUGAUACAAAACAAAAUAAAAUAACAAAUAAUCACCAUGAAACAAAAAGUGAUACAGAACUUCUUGAAAAAGGAGAUAUUUUAUUCACAUACAAACCAAAAUUAAAUGUUGAUGAAGCUUUAUCUUUUGAUGAUGUUCAAUUAUUUCAUGUUUUAUUAAUACCAGAACAAGAUGAAAAAAAUCAAAAUGAUUUAUUAUCUAAAAUACGUUUAAUUAAAAUUGGAAGAAAGAAAUUACCAACUAUUGGAAAAGAACGUUUUUGGGCUUUUGUUGAAAAAGCUGAUAAUGAUAUAGAAAAAGUUGAAGAAAAACUUGAAGCUCAAACUUAUGAAACAGCUACAGUUGGUACACGUACAAUUAAAGCUGACCGUAUUGCUGGUAAAGGUAAAUAUAUUAUGGCUAAACAUGAUCAAAAUCGUACAGUUAUUGGUUAUGUACUUGAAUCACCAUCAGAAAUUGGUGAUGUACAGAAUGUAUUUAAUAUUACAAAAGAAGCUUCAUUUUCUGUAGCUGUUAAAAAUCCUCAGAAGAAAAAUCCACCUGGUGCUGGUCUUGGCCAAACUCAAAAAGCUGAAUUUCCAGAAAAAGUUCAAAAAAAAUUUGGUUCAUAUCAAUGGUUACCAGCUGAACCAGCAAUGCUUGAUAUACCUGGUUGUGAAAUGGUAUGGAUUGGUUCUUCAACUGAUGAUCUUGAAGAAUUGUUAGGUGAACUGGGUCGAGAAAUAGAAGAAGAAGCUGAUCCUGAAAUAACAGCAACUGAAGUUAUGAAAGAUGUUCAAUUAGAUGAAAAAGAACAUCCAAUACAACCACUUAUUGAUGGACAAUGGCCAAAAGAAGAAGAUGCACCUGAAAAAAAAGAACAUAAAGAAGAAAAUGAAAAUAAAAAUAUAAAAGACAAGAAAACAGAAGAAUGA
Rotaria sordida is the source of this 1035-nucleotide messenger RNA. NCBI's taxonomy places the organism in Eukaryota, Metazoa, Rotifera, Eurotatoria, Philodinida, Philodinidae. The record is from the annotation of a GenBank genome assembly.